UGUGUGUGUGUAAGGUUGAUAUAAAAGCUGUGGUACUGCUCGAUAACACACAUAUCCACAGACUGAGUUUGGACCAACAGUCAGGAUGCAUGUAGACCUGCUGUGGCUGACGGCUGCGCUUCUAUCUUUCCCAGUGCAUACACUAUGUGAUCCGCUUAAUGUGUUGGUGGCCCCAAACCUGCUGCGCGUGGGGACCCCUGAGAAAGUGUUUGUGGAAGCGCAGGAUUAUAAUGGAGGUAGCAUCCCAGUGAUGAUUAGUGUGAAGAACUACCCAAAGAAAACUUCAGAACUGACAUCUAAAUCAGUCCUCCUCACUGCUGAUAAAAACUACCAGGCAAUUGUAGACAUAACGAUUCCUGACAAUAUGGGUUUCUUUAGUGAAGACCCACUGGAGAAGCAGUAUGUGUAUCUGCAGGCUGAGUUUCCUUCCAAUGUGCUUGAGAAAGUGGUCUUAGUAUCGUUUCAGUCUGGAUACAUGUUCAUUCAGACAGACAAGAGCAUCUACACACCUGGAACAACAGUUCUUUACAGAAUCUUCUCACUGACUCCUGAUCUGCAGCCUGCUGACAAGAGUGAAGAAAUCUACGUGGAAUUCAUAAAUCCUCAAGGAAUCACAGUUGUCAGAGAAACAUUAGAUCUUAAGGAAGGGACCAAAAGAUUUUCAUACUACAUCCCUGAAAUUGCCAAAUCUGGAAUAUGGACAGUAGCAACACGGUACAAAAACUCCACACAGAAGUUCACUGCUGAAUUUGAAGUUAAAGAAUAUGUGCUACCAAGCUUCGAGGUAACAUUAAAUCCAUCAAAAACCUUUUUCUACGUUGAUGAUAAGAAACUCAACGUUGAUAUAACUGCCAAGAACCUGUUUGGAAAAGAUGUGAAUGGUGUUGCAUUUGUGGUCUUUGGCAUUAAGAAUGAUGAGACUAGAACUAGUCUGCCUGCCUCUUUAACCAGAGUACAGAUCAUUAAUGGAAAUGGACGUGCUGAGCUCACUAAAGAGACGGUCCUACGCUCCUUCCCUGAUAUUAAUCAACUGGUCGGAAGCUUUUUGUACAUUUCUGUCAGUGUUAUAACUGAGAGUGGUAGUGAAAUUGUUGAAGCACAGAAGGGGGGCAUUCAAAUUGUUACAUCACCUUACACCAUCCAGUUCAAGAGAACCCCAAAAUUCUUCCAUCCAGGAAUGUCUUUUGAUGUCACAGUUUAUGUGACCAAUCCGGACCAGUCACCUGCUAAAAAUGUGGACAUACUGAUCCAGCCUGGUGAAGUUAAGGCUCAAACAAAGACUAACGGCAUGGCCAAGGCCAUUCUGAACACCCAGGGAGGAGAUAAGCCACUACAUAUCACUGCGAGAACCUCAGCCCAAGGCAUUCCAAAUGAAAGACAAGCUGAAAACAAGAUGACUGCCCAACCUUACGCCACCAAAGACGGCUCUGGCAAUUACCUACAUUUAAGUGUAGAUGAUGCAGAACUGAAAAUUGGUGAUCAGUUUAACAUCGAUGUAAACUUCAAAACUACUGUCCCCAAUCAAGAUGUAACUUAUCUGAUCCUUAGUAAAGGACAAAUUGUACAAGGUCACAAGUUUCAAAGAAAUGGACACCUUGCAGCGACUCUGUCUCUAUCCGUCACCAAGGACCUGCUUCCCUCAUUUCGACUGGUUGCAUAUUACCAUGUAGGAUCCUCAGAAGUUGUGUCUGACUCCAUCUGGGUCGACGUGACUGACACAUGCAUGGGAACGCUGACACUGGAUAUCAAAAGGAGUAAAAAGAAUACUUUUAUGCCUGGUGAUGAAUUUCAACUCAUUGUUACCGGGGAUCCAAAAGCCAAGGUUGGACUGGUAGCUGUGGAUAAAGCUGUCUUUGUGCUCAACAAGAACAAACUCACACAGGCUAAGAUCUGGGACAUUAUUGAGAAGCAUGACACUGGCUGUACAGCAGGCAGUGGUAAAAACAGUAUGGAGGUUUUCUAUGAUGCAGGUCUACUGUUUGAGUCUGAUAAAUUAGGUGGCACCAAUGAAAGAACAGCUCCUGAGUGUCCUACACCACUGAAGAGAAAACGGAGAGCAGAGACUCUACUCCAGGUUACACAAACACUGAUUUCUAAAUACAACAAUGAACAGAAGAAAUACUGUGCAGAUGGACUGAGGCAGAACAGGCUUGGCUACACAUGUGAACGGAGAGCUUCAUUCAUUUUAGAUGGUGCAGAGUGUGUCAAGGCCUUCCAGGACUGCUGUAAGGAGAUCCAAAAACACAAAGAUAGUCAGGAAGACUUGUUACUUUUGGCUCACGGUGAAAAUGAUGAUGAUGAUAAUGAUGAUGAUGAAUUCAUAAGCUCUGAUGAUAUUUUCACUCGAACAAAUUUCCCUGAGAGCUGGAUGUGGGAGAGCAUUGAGCUGCCAGAUUGUGAAGAAAACAUUCCAUGUGAUAAAACAAGCCUCACCUUGGAUAGUCAAUAUAUCUUAGACUCUAUUACUACCUGGCAAGUCCUAGCCAUCAGUAUGUCCAAGACCCAUGGCAUCUGUGUAGCUGAUCCCUAUGAAAUAACAGUGGAAAAGGAUUUCUUUGUGGAUCUCAAGCUACCUUACUCAGCAGUUCGCAAUGAACAACUAGAAAUCAAGGCGGUUCUGCAUAACUUAUCCACUGAGAAAAUGAAGGUGCGAGUGGAUUUCUUUGAGACAGAGCAUAUUUGUAGCGCAGCCAAUAAAAAGAAGAAAUACCGUACAAUAGUUAAUGUUGAAGCAGAGUCCACCAUUUCCAUCACUUAUGUGAUUAUUCCCAUGGAACUAGGGGAACAUCACAUAGAGGUGCAGGCUUCUAGUUCAUCACGUAGUGAUGGAGUACAAAGAACCUUGAAGGUGGUGUCAGAAGGUGUGCUAACUGAACUCCCAGAACAAAAUUUGGAAUUAAAUCCCUCUAAAGCUGGUGGCAUUCAAGUUGUGCAUGUGAAGACUGAUAUACCACCUGGGAUGAUUCCAAACUCUAAGGCACAAACUUACAUCACUGUGGCUGGUGAGGAGUUAAGUCAGACAAUUGAGCAGGUCAUAAGUGGGGAGUUUAUGGGGCGCUUGAUCGUCCAACCCCAUGGCUCUGGAGAGCAAAACAUGAUCUUCAUGACAUUGCCUCUAAUUGCCACACAUUACUUAGAUACCACCAGCCAGUGGGAAAGAGUUGUACUGCACCGACGUAAUGAGGCUAUCAAGCACAUCCAGACAGGAUAUGCACAAGAACUUACAUUCCGUAAACCUGAUGGUUCUUAUGGUACAUGGACACAUACACCUAGUAGCACAUGGUUGACAGCAUACGUGGCCAAAGUCUUUGCUCUGGCAAGUGACCUAAUCACGAUAAAUGAAGAUAUUCUUUGCAGUGCCCUCAAGUGGUUAAAUAUGAACUCACAGAUGCCAGAUGGCUCAUUUAAAGAAAAUGUCCCAGUCUAUCAUGGAGAUAUGGUUGGUGAUGUACGAGGUAAAGAUGCUGAUGCAUCUCUGACAGCAUUUGUCUUGAUUGCCCUGCAAGAAGGACAACAUCUUUGUGCUAAAUUAGUUGGAAUUCUUCAAGAGUCUUCCAGUAAGGCCACUGAGUAUCUGGAAAAAAGACUCCCCUCUUUGACCAAUCCGUAUGCAGUUGCGAUGUCUUCAUAUGCCUUGGCCAAUGCUGGCAAGUUUAACAAACAGCGUCUGAUGCAAUUUUCCUCUGGAGAUGGUGCUUACUGGGAAGUUGAGAGAGGACAUCACUUCUCACUGGAGGCAACAGCAUAUUCCGCGCUGGCUCUGGUAAAGGCAAAGGAGUUUGAUGCAGCAGGAAAAGCUGUUCAUUGGCUCAAUAAGCAGAGCGGUCCUUACGGGGAUCAUGGCUCCACACAGGCAACCAUACUGGUGUUCCAAGCAGUGGCUGAGUUCUAUAAACAAGUAAAAGAUCUUCAGAAUACAGAUCUGACUGUGUAUGUGAGCGUCAGUGGACGAAGACGUCAAAGAAAAUGGAAUUUCAACAAGAACACUGCAUAUCUUACACGCUCAGAGAAGGUUCAGCUCAGGCAAGAGGUUAAUGUUACUGCUACGGGAACUGGUGCUGGAGUUCUCAAAGUAACAACAGUUUAUUAUGAUAGACCCGUACAAAAGAAGAGCGACUGCAAAAAGUUUGAUCUUUCUGUUGAAAUGAGACAAGAAUCAAAUGUAUCUUACCUAAAUGCCAAAGAAAGUUACGAGGUCAUCAUUAACAUUCAAUUUAAGGAUCCAGAAAGAGAUGCCACUAUGAGUAUUUUAGAUAUCGGCUUGCUGACAGGAUUUAUGGUGGAUGAAAAUGAUCUUCGAGAUCUAACAGUUGGAAGUGACAAAUAUAUACAGAAGUUUGAGAUGGACAAACAGCUUUCAGAACGAGGCUCCCUCAUUAUGUAUUUAGAUAAGGUAUCACACUCUCUCCCAGACAGGAUUGUAUUCAGAGUGCACAAGAUAAAUAAUGUUGCUUUGCUUCAACCGGCUGCUGUCAGUGUGUAUGAGUACUACUCUCCAGGGGAACGCUGUAUGAAGUUCUACCAUCCUACAAAGAAAGAUGGAGCCCUGAACAUAUUGUGCAGUGACCAGAAAGAUCUUUGCCAGUGUGCUGAAGUGUCCACAUCAAGGUUUGUUUGACAGCUUUGAUUUUUCUUGAAAAAUCAUGAACUAAAACAAAAAAGUCACAACAGCUCAUCCUUGGCAGAACUAUUUUGCUCUGAAUUACGAUCCCAUCUGAGUGACGACUUAUCGACCAUUAAGAGUGAACUUUACUUAUAAUGAUGUGGGGAAGCAGUUUAACUCCAAAGGCUUGGCUAAAGCAUGCAACAAUUCCUUUGUACCUCCCCGGGUAGAAUCAAUUGACCAAUAAAUAUCUGAGCAUGGUCAAGUACGUUGGCUGAAUUAACCCUCUGGCAUUAUGCCUUAAGCAAUGCAUUAGGGUCUCUUAAGAUCGAGACACUGUUUGUGUUGUUUAAAUGGUACUAUUGUGUCUUCAUAUACAUGUAAGUUACUAGUUAUGUUUCUUUUAUUAAGAAUAUGUGCAUAUAAAAGCUCAAGUCAUACUUAUUUAAAAGCUUAUUUUUUAAUAACUGCCCUAUUCAGAUAUUUAUGGCUGAAAAGGUUUGUUUUAUAAUAAGGUUUAAGUACACUAUUCAUUAAACUGCUGUGUUUAAAGAGAUUAACAUUUUUUAUGUGAUCUGAAAAUAAGUGUAUCCCUUUAAUUCGUCAAUGGCGGCCAAAAGGGUUGAGAAACUCCGUGUAUACACGAAAGUUUGGUUUAAAUGCACUUGGAAGACAUGCUGUUUACUAUCAAGUUUUGUUAUCUUUUCUGUGAUUGGAUCUUUAUUAUUUUAUACCCACCCAUGCAUAUGAGAGUGCAAUGUGUUUGGUUGGUAAUGUGUCAAUAAAUAGAGAGAGAGAUUGAGACGAGUCGCGUUCAAGAGAGUGGCGGAAGCAGAACGCUCGUGCUAAACGCUCGUGCUAAAUGCGUGUUAUAUGGAUUUGUUUUGUUUUUUUUUAUAAACAGUGUUUUAGUUUUUUUACGCUUUAAUGUUAACCAGGGGAUGUGUUAAUGGACCAUGAUUUCGUCUUAUUAACUGUUGGUGAGACCCUUUUUUUCUUUGAGAAGAAACUGCCCGGUUGUGUGGAAACGGAGUGCCUCUACAUAACGUUACGGGAAUGAUAUACUGCAUUCAGCGUAUUACCUAUUGCGCCUAUUGGUAUUGCACUAUUUAAUACUUUGAGUUGGACACUUCGGGAGAUCAGUUUGAGUUACGGUUGUGAUCGGGUGAGUGAAAAGCACUCGGUGGCAAAGACGUGCGUUCAUCAAGACUGUUCGGUUUGCCUUGGUUUGCGAGAAAUGUACCACUAUUCUCCGAGGAUCGUGUGUGAUGUCUCCGCUUAGAGUGUGAGUGAUCAACAGAGCUCAGGUACCUGUUAUUUGUGUUGGUUUUGGCUCAUUUGAGUGUAGAGGCCAGAUGUAAAUGUUUCAAAGGCCACAACGCAUGCAAGCAACAACACAGGCCUGCAUCGGGGGGUUGGGUGAGUGAGUGUUUGCUUAUGUGAAUGGGCACAAUAAUAUUUAUGGUGAAUUUACACUUUGGUAAUAUGUGUUGGUUUAGAGUGUAAAGUUACACCGUUACUAAACUAGUUAACAGUAAGAGUGCUUAAGUAUUUUCCUUGAGUGCAUAUUCAUUGCUGUUUUUUUUGUAUAUUUCAAAGUGAAGUAUUUGAACUGUUUGCAUUGUUUAUUCAAUUUAUUCAGUAAGGGGAUAAUAAUUCAUUUUGUUAAAACCUAUUGACUAUUGUUAUUCAUAACUAUAUAUUGUUAUACAUAUUUCAACUUACUUACUUAAAUAUAUAAGUAUAUACAUUCUAUAAUUCAUACCACAAUAUAUUUUAUAUAGAAAAAUAAAUACAAAACUGUUUUUAUGAAUGUUUCUUUAUUGUGUUCAGGUAUCAGAGUAUUUUAAUUUCUUUAGUCGAGAGACCCAAAGUUAUUGAACCCGUCACCCCACCCUAAAGAGCUUAGACUUGACACGGCUAAGUAGGGCAGGGGGUGCUACAUACAUUUUUUUUUAAUAUGUUCAGUGUAUAGAUAAAAGUUGAUCUUGUAGCUUUACAUCCUCUGUUUAUGAACACUAGUUGUAUGGGAUGGCUCCCAUACAGUAGUCAGUACAUAGGUUUGCAUCAUUUGGGAUGUGGAUUUUUUAUUUUUCAACUCGAACAGCAGCUGUGAAACACCCCUUCAGUCCAGUUUAAAUGGCAUCUUGAUCUGCAGACUUAAUUUGACCUCAUUAUGACAACUGUGGCUGAAUGGAUUCUAUUGCAAACCAGUGAUUCUUAUUAUAAACAUGGUGAUAAAUAUUGCCAGCUCUUAGCAUAUCAGUUAAAACACCAUACAAGGAAAAUGGAUAUCUGACCCUCAGACAAUUAAAGACACCUUCAAAUCUUUCUAUUCCACCUUAUGUACAUUUAAAUCUCCAGCAGACUUUUAGGAUAUGACCUGCUUUCUAAAGGAUUUAAAUAUAACCACAAUUGAUUCAGCUGUUACUGCAAUAAAAUAAAUUACACAAGCAGUUAAAAUGAUGCACAGCAUUAAAGCACCAAGGUUUUUUAAUAUUUUGGGUUUUUUUUUAGUAAAUGGUCUACAUUUAUUUCCCCAUGAAUCCUUAGUGCAGGGCUUCCUACCAGAGAUGCUCACACAAGCAUCCAUAAUUCUGCUUCUAAAAAGUCUUGAAGCUCUUAUAAUCCCCUCUUUUUGCAAAAUGUAAAUGCUAAGAUUUUGGCUAAAAUGUUGGCUUCUUGAAUGGAAAACAUGCUUUCAAAGAUUAUAUCUGAGGAGCAGACAGGUUUUAUUCAAUUAAAUUUCAAUUCAAGUUUACUUGUGUAGCGCUUUUUACAAUAGACAUUGUCUCAAAGCAGCUUUACAGAACAUAGAGCAGAAGGUAAACAUAAGGAAUGAUGACCAGUGAUUUUAUCAGUGGGAGAGCUAUUUUUUAAUGUUUGCACUCUUCUAAAAGUAAUUCAUUCCAAACAUCUUUGGUCGUGAUUACACUUGACGUUUGACCGAGUGGAGUGGGAAUAUCUUUUGGCAGUGCCUCAGAAAUGUGUGUUUGAUAACAAUUGUAUUUCCUGGGAACACCUUUUAUAUGUCUCACCACAGGCGAGCAUGUAUAUUAAUAAUGUAAUACCCAAAAAUUUUAAGCUAGGAGAGGGAAACGACAGAAGUCCCUCCUUUCCCGUCUGUUGUUCUCACUGGCCAUUGAACCAUUGUCCUUCACUUUGACGUCUUUCUCUUUGUUUAAGGGCAUGGUGCGCUCAGGUAAUGAAAUCAAACUGUCACUUAUUGCUGAUUAUUUAUUAUUAUACAUUUUAAAUCUGGUGUCGAGUUAUGCUAGAAAAAUUCGCAUUGUUUUCAGAUGAGAAAUGGGAUUCCUUUAUAGGUUACUUUAACACCCUUAAAUAUUGGCUUUCUUUCUAACGUGUGUGUCUUCUGUACAUAUGUUUCUAGUUGUGAUGUUUGCUUCUUGUUAGGAUUAGAAAAUAAGAAUGAUCAUGUUUCCUAAUGUAUUUUAUUAAUAAUGAUGGUUAUGCAAUAAAAGGUGUGUACAUAAGGGAGAAAUGGUCUAUAUUCCC
Messenger RNA from Tachysurus fulvidraco (yellow catfish), 8119 nucleotides. Its product is annotated as complement C3-like. Lineage: Eukaryota; Metazoa; Chordata; Actinopteri; Siluriformes; Bagridae. The record is from RefSeq and is a predicted model, not a curated record. The transcript is spliced from 38 exons. The coding region runs from base 86 to 4618 and encodes 1510 amino acids. Gene Ontology annotation, molecular function: protein binding; endopeptidase inhibitor activity. Gene Ontology annotation, cellular component: extracellular region.